GCGUCCCAUGGUGUGCUCAAGUUGCCGCCGGUGGCGUUAAUACUGACUCCUACCGCCCACCAUCCGUAAGGCACACAAGUUACAAAACAGACAUUUCGCCCUCACGUGUACAGCUGCGUUAUGCAAACACCGAGCUCCGGCUGAAACACGGCUCUCACCGCUGAACAUCACGGUAAGAAGCGCGAUUUAACGUCACUGAAGCAGGCGUGCGACUGCUGUCGAGUAGGGGGCGAAGAGGAAGAAGAUGAAGAGCAAACCUUCGAAGUCUGACGCACCUAAAUCUAAAGCGAAAGGCAAAACAGUCAAAAGCAGCGCGGAGAGCGCGAGCACGGCCAAAAAAGUGCAAAACAAGGAAAACGGAGAGACGUCCAAGUCAGGGCCUCCUCUGAAGUCUGCAGGAGUCCACAAAAGAGCUGGACAUGGGAGCAUCCUGCACUACAUAUACAGGAACAGCCUGGGACAAAGUCUCCACUCACAGAUGAGACAGUGUUUUCAGGAGCCCUUUGUUCGCUCUCUGUUGUCACACUUUGUUUUCCGCGAUGCCACCAGCCCCUUCGACCGCAGGAUCACCUGCAUGGAGUGGCAUCCCACUCAUCCCACCACUCUGGCCGUGGGCUCCAAGGGCGGAGACAUUUAUCUGUGGGACUUCAAAGCCAUCGAGAAGAAAAGCUUCAUUCAAGGGAACGGAGCAGGAGACUCCAUCGGGGGGAUGCGGUUCUGCCCCAUGGACCACUCCAAAGUCUAUGCGGCGUCUGGCGAGGGCACGCUGACCGUGCACAGCUUUGAGGCCCACAGUUCCACCACGCUGUCCCGAACCCAAGACUGCGGUCACGAUCACCACCACAUCUGUAAUUGGUUCUGCUGCGUCGACGUGUCCGUGAGCCGUCAGAUGCUCGCGACAGGAGACAACAUGGGGCAGCUCUCACUUCUGGGUUUGGACGGUCAGAAGAUUUUCAGCGACAAGCUGCACAAAGCCAAGGUGACGCAUGCGGAGUUCAACUCGCGCUGCGACUGGCUGCUGGCGACUGCCUCUGUUGACCACACGGUCAAGCUCUGGGACCUGAGGAGCAUCAGAGACAAGAAGAGCUUCCUCCACGAGCUGCCUCACGACAAGGCUGUCAACUCGGCCUACUUCAACCCGUUGGACUGCUCCAAGCUGCUCACCACAGACCAGUAUGACCAGAUCCGUGUCUACUCGUCCUCUGAUUGGUCGAAGCCUCAGCAUAUCAUCCAGCACCCACACAGGCAGUUUCAGCACCUCACACCUAUAAAGGCCACAUGGCAUCCUGUGUAUGACCUUGUUGUGGCCGGUCGCUACCCUGAUGAGCGCGUCUGCCCUGGAGAUCAGAGGACCAUUGACAUCUAUGAUGCCAACACAGCAGAGCUUGUGUGUCAGCUGUACGAUCCCGCCGUGGCAGGAAUCAAAUCGAUUAACAAAUUCAGUCCAAUGGGUGAUGUGAUUGGAUCCGGCAUGGGUGUAUCGGUCCUAGUGUGGGACAAAGACAAAGCACUGAUCAUUGAUGAGGACAAAGCGGAGGCGACCACGACCUCCACCUCAGUGGACAGCAUUAGAGGACAGAGGAGGGGUCAGCAGCGCCCCAGCAGCAACAGGAGGGGCGCUGCUGCGGACGCGAAGCUCAAGAAGAAACUGACUUCUCUGGAAGAACCCGACGCUAAGACCAAGAAGGGGUGCACAAAACUAAAGCAGGCACAGAUGAAAAAGAAGUGACGAGAGAGGCUCCAGGUCACUGUGUAUAUAUUUCUUUGUUUACUGAUUGUUUUGUGUCUCUACUUCAGGGAUUGCUUGUUUCACGAUAUACUUUUACAAAGUGGUUUAAGAUGAGGACUUUUGCAAAUCGCGCACUCGCUUUUUUACAGUUUGACAAUAAAGAUGUUCAAGUUCA
This is a messenger RNA of Betta splendens (Siamese fighting fish), 1904 nucleotides long. It is a transcript of the gene ddb2, whose product is annotated as damage-specific DNA binding protein 2. The coding region runs from base 245 to 1729 and encodes 494 amino acids. The transcript has 10 exons. Lineage: Eukaryota; Metazoa; Chordata; Actinopteri; Anabantiformes; Osphronemidae. The record is from RefSeq and is a predicted model, not a curated record. Gene Ontology annotation, molecular function: protein binding; damaged DNA binding. Gene Ontology annotation, biological process: response to UV; DNA repair. Gene Ontology annotation, cellular component: Cul4-RING E3 ubiquitin ligase complex; nucleus.